Messenger RNA from Varanus komodoensis (Komodo dragon), 2256 nucleotides. RefSeq names its product phosphoribosylaminoimidazole carboxylase and phosphoribosylaminoimidazolesuccinocarboxamide synthase (gene PAICS). Bases 16 to 1908 code for a protein of 630 amino acids. The transcript has 13 exons. The record is from RefSeq and is a predicted model, not a curated record. NCBI's taxonomy places the organism in Eukaryota, Metazoa, Chordata, Lepidosauria, Squamata, Varanidae. Gene Ontology annotation, biological process: 'de novo' IMP biosynthetic process. Gene Ontology annotation, molecular function: phosphoribosylaminoimidazolesuccinocarboxamide synthase activity.
GCACCUGAACUUUCAAUGGGUAAACAGAUAACAGGGACAGACAGUCCAAUAUCCUUGGAUGAAGCACAGAACCACUUUAGGGUCAUCACCAUUAAUGAUACAGGAGCAGGGAAGCACUGGUGUGACAAUGAAAUCAGAGCUCUGAUAAAUAUAUGGUCUGAUGAGGAGAUACAGCAAAUGCUUGAAGGAGCAACAAGAAAUAAAGAAAUAUUUGAGGAGAUUGCCAGAAGACUAAUGAAAGCUGGAAUAGAUCGAGACUGGAAACAGUGUCGUACAAAAUACAAAAACUUAAAAUAUGAAUACCGUGCACUGCAAAAGGAAAGUGAUCAGCUUGGCAAUGCAAGGAAGAAAAUGAGGUUUUAUGAUGAAAUUGACUGCAUUUUACGAAGUCAGCCUCCAGAGACAUUCACAGAUGUUAUCACAGACAUGGUACCCCUGAGGAUCAAGAGAAAAGCAUCUGAAGAAGAGCCCUUACCAGUUGAGUUGAAGAAAAGUGCUUCUGAGAACAUAACAGUCCAGUCACAAAGAAGUAAAUCCCAAAGCAUGCAAGACACCAGUAGAACACAGCUGAAUAGUGUCUUCCCUGCUGUGCAACAGGCCCCCCGAGCUGUCGCUUCCGUCGCUGCAAUGGCCCCCAUACGCUCAGAACUUAAACUAGGCAAAAAAAUAAAUGAGGGAAAAACAAAAGAGGUUUACGACUUGCCAAAUCUACCAGGAUGUGUUCUGCUUCAAUCAAAAGACCAGAUAACUGCUGGAAAUGCAGCUAGAAAGGAUCGUAUGGAAGGGAAAGCUGCAAUCUCAAAUACAACAACAAGUUGUGUGUUUCAGUUACUUCAGGAAGCUGGAAUCAAAACUGCUUUUAUGAGAAAGCAUAGUGACACUGCAUUUAUAGCUGCUCACUGUGAAAUGAUUCCGAUUGAAUGGGUUUGUAGAAGAAUUGCUACGGGCUCUUUCCUAAAAAGAAAUCCUGGUGUUGAGGAAGGCUACAGAUUCUAUCCUCCUAAAAUUGAGAUGUUUUAUAAGGAUGAUGCAGCAAAUGACCCACAAUGGUCAGAAGAGCAACUCAUUGAAGUUAAGUUCCAAUUUGCUGGUCUUGAAAUUGGACGAACUGAAGUGGAUAUUAUGGCCCAAUCCACUCGAGCAAUUUUUGAAAUACUUGAAAAAGCAUGGCAACCCCUGAACUGUACUUUAGUGGACUUGAAGGUUGAAUUUGGUGUUAAUAUAGCUACAAAAGAGAUUGUUCUUGCUGAUGUCAUUGAUAAUGAUUCUUGGAGGCUGUGGCCAGCUGGAGACAGAAAACAGCAGAAAGAUAAACAGUCUUACCGUGAUCUGAAAGAAGUGACUCCUGAAGCACUGCAAAUGGUGAAGAGAAACUUUGAAUGGGUGGCUGAAAGAGUGGAGCUGUUGCUGAAACCCCAGAGCCAAGGCAGGGUGGUUGUACUCAUGGGCUCAACUUCAGAUCUUGAUCACUGUGAAAAAAUUAAAAAGGCAUGUGGAAAUUUUGGCGUUCCUUGUGAAUUACGAGUUACCUCAGCUCACAAAGGACCAGAUGAGACCCUGAGAAUCAAAGCUGAAUAUGAAGGGGAUGGAAUUCCUACAGUGUUUGUAGCAGUAGCUGGGAGAAGCAAUGGCUUGGGACCGGUGAUGUCUGGAAACACUGCAUAUCCUGUUGUCAACUGUCCUCCGCUCUCAGCUGAUUGGGGUGCUCAGGAUAUAUGGUCAUCUCUGCGGCUGCCUAGUGGUCUUGGCUGUUCUACAAUCCUUUCACCUGACGGUGCUGCGCAGUUUGCUGCUCAGAUUUUUGGAUUGAACAACCAUUUCAUCUGGGCUAAACUGCGGUCAAACAUGUUGAAUACAUGGAUCUCCCUGAAGCAGGCUGACAAAAAGAUGAGAGAAGCCACUUUAUAGGUGGCUUCUUAACCCAUUGCUCUAUAGCCACCAGAAUUUGGCAUGUCAUUUUAAAGAAAAGAACUCAAACCUAACCAGAAGUUUUUCCUAUAGUUCUUACCAUAAAGAUUAGAAAAGUGAUGAGUUCACAAGUGACCCAAGUAACUGAAGAAAAACUGGUUUUCUGGAACAGUAGAACUUAGCAAAAGCAAAGUGUUAAUCACUAUUAUUCUAGAAUAGUGCUUCUGAUCCAUCUUCUUGGCUUAUUAAACAGAACUGGUUAUCUGUAUUGAUUUGUAAUCUUGUACAGAAUAUGCCCAGCUGGUGAUUCUCCUGAAGUUUAUAUUAAAAAGCUAGCAAUAACAGCAA